CACAUCACCACACAAAAAGAAACCGCACCAAACCCAACUAAAAACAACACCAUAAAGCCAACAAAGCCCUAACCUUUUCCUUUUCCCUUUCCCGCACCUGCAUCCCUCUUUCACUCUGCCCAAGGCCGACCACCUUAGAUUUCAUCGGUUCCACCCAUGAUCCGAAUACCCGGUUCUUCUUGAUCCGGAUGUUCUUCCUUCUGCUUUGAUCUCUCUCUCUCUCUCUUUAAAGGUUUGAUGAAUUCACAAUUGUCUCCUUUCUUAUUAUCUGUUAGUUUUAUGGCUCUUGGUUGGUUAGGAUAAGAGGAGAGAUCUGCUGGUGUUCGUUUGAAUUUUGUUGAUCUUUUUCACUGCCGCCUUUCUGUUUUCAGCUAUUGCUAGAUUUAUUGGCUGAAGGGUAAGUUUUGGUGCUCAGUGUUGUGUCCUUGUGUUAUUUUCUUAGAUAUCGGUUAUGGCAAUCUGCAUUGUUUUGGAGGAGAAAUUGUGAUUAGGGGCUGUGGAGCCACUUCUGUGACUUUUCGAUCUUAUCAGGCUUCUGGUUCUGGAUCGUGUUGUUUAGUGCUCAUAGCUUAUUUCUGUAUGAAUUUUGAGAGUUUUAACUGCGAAAUUCGAAUCGUUAGUGUUUAUUCGGUUAUACUUUCUGUGUUUGUGAGCUGGAGGAUGUUAGGUUGUAAGUUGUAGUGAUUCGGAAUUGAAUGUUUUUAGGUACAUUCCUUAGUUACUACAAAUUGUAGAGGUGAAGUCCGUUGUUAAGUUAUCAUUGGGUUUUAGAGGAUUAGGAGGCAUCGAUGUCGUUUAAGAGCAUUAUCCAGGAGAUGAAGGGAGAGUUUGGGAGUAUAUCGAGAAGAGGGUUUGACGUGAAGUUUGGGUAUGGCAUGAGAUCGAGGUCACAUAGGGUAGUUCAGGACAGCUCAGUUCCAGUUGAUGUGUUCAAGCAGAGUUGUUGGGCAAACAUGCCGCCUGAGCUUUUGAGGGAUGUGUUGAUGAGAAUAGAGGCAUCAGAGAGUACUUGGCCUCCACGAAAGAAUGUGGUUGUUUGUGCUGGUGUAUGUAGGAAUUGGAGAGAGAUUAUGAAGGAAAUUGUGAAAACCCCAGAAAUUUCUUGCAAGUUGACAUUCCCAAUCUCAUUGAAACAGCCUGGUCCAAGGGACUCCCUCCUUCAAUGUUACAUAAAACGUAACCGUAGCAACCAAACAUAUUAUCUUUACCUUGGCUUGAAUCAAGCUUCCAACGAUGAUGGAAAGUUCCUUCUUGCUGCAAGGAAGUGCCGCCGUCCUACCUGCACAGAUUAUAUCAUCUCAUUAAAUUGCAAUGAUGUGUCAAAAGGAAGCAGUACCUACAUUGGAAAGUUGAGAUCCAACUUUUUGGGGACCAAAUUCACAGUCUAUGAUGCACAACCUCCAAAUGCUGGAACAAAAGUUACUAAAAGUUGCUCCACCAGGCUAAUUAAUAUGAAACAAGUUUCUCCUCGUGUCCCAGCUGGCAACUAUCCUGUAGCCCACAUCUCUUAUGAGUUGAAUGUCCUGGGUUCUAGAGGUCCAAGGAGAAUGCACUGCAUCAUGGAUGCCAUCCCAGCCUCUUCUAUUGAACCUGGAGGUGUUGCUCCCACACAGACUGAAUUCCUACACAGUAAUCUGGAUGCCUUCCCAUCACUGCUGUUCUUUAGAUCAAAAUCAACCCGUGCAGAGAGUUUCCAAUCUGGACCUUUGUCUGACCAGAAAGAUGGAAUGCUAGUAUUGAGGAACAAGUCACCGAGGUGGCAUGAACAACUCCAGUGCUGGUGUCUGAACUUCAAUGGACGGGUAACAGUUGCAUCAGUCAAAAAUUUUCAGCUGGUUGCAUCUCCUGAAAAUGCAGCUGCUGGUCAGGAGCAUGAGAAUGUCAUUCUCCAAUUCGGUAAAGUGGGGAAGGAUGUAUUCACUAUGGAUUAUCAGUAUCCAAUCUCAGCUUUUCAGGCAUUUGCUAUAUGCCUUAGUAGCUUCGAUACUAAGAUCGCUUGUGAGUGAUAUGCAAACAGGUUGUGCGAGAUGCAAAGUAGUUGGUUUGCAGGUAUGGAUUUGGCAUGUUCUGCUACAAAGUUGCUUGGUACUUUAGUGCUUUUCUGUUUCCAUAUGAGAAGUUAGGAUUUAACUUUUAUUUUAGUUCUUUGCUGUACAUAUAACCGUUUGUAUUAAGAGCGAGACAUGGCCGUUAUGUUGGUUGUGCGCUUUGUUAACAUGAUUGUCUCUUUGAUUGUUGAGCGGAAAAAAAGAUGAACUAAAAACUGUUGAAUGGUUUCUUGAAUUUGUUAAGGGAGCUCCCUUGUAGGAGACUGUUGUCCA
This is a messenger RNA of Gossypium raimondii (Peruvian cotton), 2321 nucleotides long. Its product is annotated as tubby-like F-box protein 3. Lineage: Eukaryota; Viridiplantae; Streptophyta; Magnoliopsida; Malvales; Malvaceae. The record is from RefSeq and is a predicted model, not a curated record. Gene Ontology annotation, molecular function: protein binding. Bases 789 to 2006 code for a protein of 405 amino acids. The transcript is spliced from 6 exons.